AUGCGGCGUCGUGUUGGAAAUGGUGGCAGUGGUGGUGUUGGAAAUGGUGGCAGUGGUGGUGUUGGAAAUGGUGGCACUGGUGGUGUUGGAAAUGGUGGCACUGGUGGUGUUGGAAAUGGUGGCACUGGUGUUGGAAAUGGUGGCACUGGUGUUGGAAAUGGUGGCACUGGUGUUGGAAAUGGUGGCAUGGUGUUGGAAAUGGUGGCAGUGGUGUUGGAAAUGGUGGUGUUGGAAAUGGUGGCACUGGUGGUGUUGGAAAUGGUGGCAGUGGUGUUGGAAAUGGUGGCAGUGGUGUUGGAAAUGGUGGCAGUGAUGUGA
Messenger RNA from Penaeus monodon (black tiger shrimp), 318 nucleotides. Its product is annotated as PE-PGRS family protein PE_PGRS16-like. Bases 1 to 318 code for a protein of 105 amino acids. The transcript has a single exon. The record is from RefSeq and is a predicted model, not a curated record. Lineage: Eukaryota; Metazoa; Arthropoda; Malacostraca; Decapoda; Penaeidae.